AGGGAACCGACCGAACGACCGACCCGCCGAAGGGCCUCUGUGAGGAAACGCGCAGUGGCAGCCGGGCGGCGGGGCCAAAAGGAACAUUAGUCUUUACAGGGGAAGCUGCUUUUUUUGCAAGCAAGAAAUUGCACAUCAAAACUGGCCAAAUAAAGGUGAAAUAAUUGAUAACAAGGGACGCCUGUAUACUCAACACUCGGGCGGGGGAUGCAAACGUUAGUCAAUUUCCGUCACUGCUUGUGUCACCGGAAUGAGAUCGACGGAUUAAACAAAACAAAGCGACAUUAUUUGCCAUUUUAGGAGCAAUGUGGUGGAAUUCCAUCUAAACAACAACUUGAUAGUUGUUUUGAUACCUUUCCGAAUCCCUUUGGUGACAUUUUUGUCUUCCAACAGUUUGAAAAGCCAAAUGUUUGGAUGUUGCGCUUUCAUUUGGUGGUUCAGCAGCCGCAGGAAGUCACUUCCGUUUGAGCGCUUUAUUUUGUGAGGCGGCGACGGAAGCGCGAGCUCAGCUUGACGUACGUCUUGUCACCUGACUUCCGGUCGGGAAGAGGAGAGGAAAAGUUGUGACUCCCCCACGCACCCAGCCCCUCUGUCUCCAGUACGGACGUAGAAGUUGUUUCGAGGUCCGAGGACGAGGAAACGGAAUCUAAUAGCCCGCCCGCGCUCGAUGGGAAUAUCGCUCUUUUCGACACGGGAAAGUCCCUUGGUGUCCGUCGGAGUGACGCAAGGGAGCGGACUCGCCGCCGCUCGAAACUGCUCGGGAACCAACGCCGUGACGACGACGACGACGGCGAGGAGAACGAGAACGAGAACCAUGACCACUACUUUGGAGAGCUAAGGGCCGGCCGGAGUUGGCUUGCCCGUGUGUCUCUUGUGGGAUCUCUCUUGAAGUUUUGAGCGCUUUGCUUGGAGUUUACGGAAUGCGCAGUGGUGGUCAGUCAGUCCCGUACCACUGGGCCGGGCCGGCUGGCUCGAGUCAAUGCUCCCUUUCCUGCUAUUCUUCUCCGCACUCCUCUGCGCUUCCUGCUUGUGCUGGCCCACUCUACUUAAUGGCUAAAAAUACUUAAAAACAGAGCUGAGGGUCCGGUGGGGAAGCCCGGAUGAGCCUUUGUCAGCUUCUCGUCGUUGGAAUGCUUCUUCAGUCGCAGCGUUUGACUUGGCUGCAAAGGCAGUUGCUCGAAUCCAGGCCGAAGGAACUUUGCCAGCUUCUUGUCUUUCGCCGCCAAUGGCGCUUUUGGACUCUAGCGAAUGGCUAAAAAGUCUGGACAACAGAGUCCAGUCAGGAAGCCUCCCUCGCUGACCCUUAGUCAGCACCUUUGACUAUUUUGGCCCGGUGAGAUUGUUUUGUGCGUGUCACGGCACGGCAUUAAACGCCAAUCCGUUUGACCUGCGAGUCAGAAAAGCUGGACAGGCGCUUUGCGUCUCCGCGAGGUUUGGAUGGCGGCGAGUCGCUCGGUGCCCUCCGCGAUGCUCUCCUGACGUUUGAUUGAGCUCCAAGCGCCUGUUGACAAAGCGCACGCCUCCAGAGCAAAGUUGGCUAGGACCCGAAUUCCCACCGCUCCGACCUGCCGGUCACCCCGACCGAAGAUGCCACCCGCCUUUGUUUCCCCUCCAAUGGAAUCGGCCCCGCCGCCGUUCCUUCCUUGCGAACGUUCCACUCAUCCCCGAUGACCCAGCGGGACGGAAGGGCAAGAGAGGAGCGAGGCGCCGUCCGCUACGCUACGCCUUUGGACGUGAUUUUCAAAGCCUCGGUCGGUCGGGGUGCCGUCGGGUCAAAGCGAGCGUCGGAGGCUCCAUGGAGCCGCUGAAGAACAUAUUCAGCCGAGGCCCGCUGUCCGCCUGGAAGAACUCUGAGCAAUCGCAGAAAGGCAACUUCAGCAACCCCGUGUGGACGGCCUUGUUUGACUACGAGGCGGCCUGCAAAGACGAGCUCACCCUACGGAAGGGCGACCUGGUGGAGGUCCUCUCCUUGGACGCUGAGAUCUCCGGCGAUGAGGGUUGGUGGGCGGGCAAGGUCAACAACAAGGUGGGCAUCUUCCCCUCCAACUAUGGCUCCUUCAAGCCUGGGGCAUACGGGAAGCUCCCGGGCGGCGGCGCCACCGCCGUGGCGGCGGCGGCGGCGGGUGAGCUGGGCCCCGCCGUGGCGGUGGGCGCCUCUGAACCUGCCGUGGUGAAUUUCCGUGAACUCAGCCUCCAGGAGGUGAUCGGGGUGGGCGGCUUUGGCAAGGUGUACCGCGGCACGUGGCGGGGCGCGCUGGUGGCGGUGAAGGCGGCGCGCCAGGACCCCGACGAGGACAUCAGCGUGACGGCGCAGAACGUCCGGCAGGAGGCCCGACUCUUCGCCAUGCUCACCCACCCCAACAUCAUCGCCCUCAAAGGCGUUUGUCUGCAGGAGCCCAACCUCUGCCUCAUUAUGGAGUACGCUUCGGGCGGGCCCCUGAGCCGGGCUCUGGCCGGCCGCCGCAUCCCGCCUCACGUCCUGGUGGACUGGGCCGUGCAGAUCGCCCGCGGGAUGCUCUACCUCCACAGCCAGGCCAUCGUCCCCGUCAUCCACCGGGACCUCAAGUCCAACAACAGUUUCUGUCUACCGCCCACCGCUUUCCAAAUGACAUGUUAUUUGCCUGAAAAAGGAGACUCGGGAAAUGGACCAAAAGUACGUCCUCCUCCAGGAGUCCUUCUGGCUCAGCCCAUCGAGAACGAACGCAUGGAGGCGCUGACGCUCAAGAUCACCGACUUUGGCCUUGCCAGGGAGUGGCACAAGACCACCAAGAUGAGCACGGCGGGCACUUACGCCUGGAUGGCCCCCGAGGUCAUCAAGUCCUCCACCUUCUCCAAGGGCAGCGACGUCUGGAGUUACGGCGUCCUGCUGUGGGAGCUGCUGACGGGAGAGGCGCCCUACAAAGGCAUCGACGGGCUGGCGGUGGCGUACGGCGUGGCCGUCAACAAGCUGACGCUGCCCAUCCCUUCCACCUGCCCCCAACCCUUCGCUCAGCUCAUGGCAGAAUGCUGGGACCAGGACCCCCACCGCAGGCCCAACUUUGGCUCCAUCCUGGCUCAGCUGACGGCGCUGGAGCAGCAGGUGAAGGAGGAGAUGCCGCAGGACUCCUUCCACUCUCUGCAAGAGGACUGGAAGCUGGAGAUCCAGGACAUGUUUGACGAGCUGCGCGCCAAGGAAAAGGAGCUGCGCUGCCGCGAGGAGGAGCUGAAGCGGGCGGCGCUGGAGCAGAAGUCCCACGAGGAGUUCCUGCGCCAGCGCGAGCAGCAGCUGGCCCAGUGGGAACAGGACGUGUUUGAGCGCGAGCUCAGCCUCCUCAUCCUGCACCUCAACCAGAACCAGAACCAGGAGAAGCCCAACGUCAAGAAGCGCAAGGGCACCUUCAAGAAGCACAAGCUCAAGAGCAAGAACGGCGAAAAGAUCAGCAUGCCCCAAGAUUUCAUCCACAAGAUCACGGUGCAGGCAUCCCCCGGCCUGGAGAAGAGACGCAACUCGCCCGAUUUGGGCUCGGCCUCCUCGCCCUCCUUCGGCCCGCGUUUCCGCGCCAUCCAGCUCAGUCCCGGCGACAGCGGUGGCGGCAGCAGCGGAGGCAGGCCAUUUGGUCUGAGCGCGGCGUGGCCCCUGGAGGUCCCGUCCCCUAAGCAGGCCAACGGAGAGCUCAAGUCCCAGAGCCCCAAAAGUCCCAAGAGCCCCAAAGUCCUGCGCCUGAGCCCUCAGGAGAGCAGUUUGUCCAUGAGAGCCAAGCUGCUGGUGUCCCAGCGCGACCACAAUGGAGAAGACGCAGACGACUUUGAGGAGUACACAGCCUCGGCGGCGGCGGCGGCGAGCCCGCCUCACGACGGCUCCUGGCUGAAGCCCGACACCUGGCGGCUUCAGCAAGGCGAUUCGGGCGGCGAAGAAGGAGGCUCUUCUCUCAAGAGCGCCCGCCGCGCUCUGCUGGCCAGCGGCGCUCUCCUGGCUUCUGUGGGCUUAGGUCGAUGCCUGGACGUCUCCCCGAAAGUGCCUCCUCGAACUCAGCCCCCAUCCCUGGAGGAGUGCACCGCCAAGCCGCCCCGCUUCGUGGACGACCUCAUCACUUUCGCCGCCGAGCCCGUUUCCCGGCCGCUUUUGGAUCCGGCCGAGCCCCCGGGGGAACCCGAGUCCCCGGGGGAACCUGAGCCCCCGGGGGAACCCGAGCCCGGCUUCCCCGACAUCGCUUCGGACCGUGCGGGCGAGAGGAGGAGGAGAAGGUCCAGUCCGGGCCUGCGAAGCUCCCACCUCGUUCUGGACUUGCCCCUGUGCCGAGACACGCCGGACGCCGAAGAACAGCCGGCCGCCGCCGCUGCGGCCGGCUCACUGGGCCUGGACGCUGCCCUUUGGACCCCCAAAUCCUGCUGCCACCUGGAGGUCAGCGUCAUCCCCCGCCCUCGCCCCUCCCCCAUCCGGCCCCGCAUCGACGCGUGGAGCUUCGUCUCGGCGGGCGCCGGCCGUAACUGGAGCCGCCCGGACGGCGUCCCGGCGGGGUUCCGCCCCUCCCCGACUAACCCCUUUGGCAACUGCGACCCCUUCCCUUCGCCCGCCUGCGAUCCCUUCGCUCUCAGGGCCGACCCGCCGGGAGCCUGGGACAAAGCGUCGCCCUUUGACCCCUUCCCGCCGGGCGCCUGGGACAGAGCGUUGCCCUUUGACCCCUUCUCGCCGCCGCCUUUCCCCACCUCGCGUUCGGCGCCGUGCUCCGCCAGCGGCUCGCCCACGCUGCCGUCGUUCCGCGCGGCGCCGCUGGACCCGCCCGACUCGUCGCUCAUCGACUUGGGUUGGGCGGCGUGCGGGGGGAAGAGCCCAGACGCAACCAAAGAGAGAGUCCGCCCCCGAAGGACUCUGGGGCUCAAACCCUUCAAGUCGCCGACGCAACUCCGAGACGACCGCUUCUGAAGUCCACCCGGUUUGUCCGAGACUCACGCCCCCCUGAAAGUCCAGGUCUGGUUUUAAUGUUAGCGUAUGGCGAGAUUUCCUAUUUGGGUUUUGACCCCUUUGAACUUCAGGAGGGCCUUUUUUUUUUCCAACUUGAUCUGGCGCUCUGGACCAAAAGCAUUCGCUUAGAAGAAUUCAACCCUGUUCUUGUUUGCGGAAUCUGAAAUCUUAAACAGGCCACUUGACUGAAAAUAACAUUUGUCCCGACUGGUCCCGGCUGAAGCUGAACUGCCAAGGGUCUUGACCCGAGAGCCGGCCGGCCGGCAAAUAUCAUUUUCAGCCACCGGUGAGUGGUAAAAUUCCUCCUCCCUCCCCAUCCACAUGGAUUGAAAACGGGUCCACUUAGCUGCUUGACAAAGACAAUCUUGAUCCGAGUGCCGUCUUUAGAGCGAGUGCAGGGGGCCGGCCGGCCAGCCAGCCACAAUGUGAGUAUUCUGGUCCAGAACAUUUGACUUCUCUUAUCAGGCUCAGAACCAAAGUGAGCGAGCGAGCGAGCGAGCGAGGUAGUUUUAGUUGAAAAUGUGCCGUGCCUAAGGCUUCCUGGUCAUUCCCGUGGACGCCUUCCUUGGCACGGCUCUGGCAAAGAUGGCAGAUGAGGGACUCUUGAACAUUUUGCCAUUCCCGCUUUGUGUGCCGAGUGGCUGCUUUUGCCACAUUCUGGUUGCAGGCAGGCAGGCAGGCAGGGAGGGAGUGCCUGAUUUACAAAGGAGAUAGAGAACGUACGUCUUGCUCGCAUUCCAGGACAACGGCGGCCAUUCCAAACGCCAAAGAGUGCCACUGUGACAAUACGGGGGAUUAUUUGCCGCCAUUCCGACCCGCUUCCGUGUCAAGCGCGAGUUCAAAUUCCCGGGUGGCCUGUUGUGUGUCACGUGAGCGGCCGGUCGGUCCCAAGCGACCGAUGCGUUUGUGACUAUCCGGCAGCCCGCCCCACCCAAACGAUGGACUUUCAUUUGCGUGUCUGCCUAGGGGGGGGGGGGGGGUGGGGGGGUGCUUAUUUCCAAAUGGCUUCGGCGCUCGGUCACACACACUGGAUGAAAAUGGUGGGACAUCAGGAGCAUGAAAACAAAGUUCCACUGGACUAUUUGAACCUGUUUGUACGGACGGGUGCUCCGCAGCUUCACCGUGACAAUCUCUCCAAUCAUGAAUGGGAUGAUCUUUUGUUUUUUUCAACCUGAUUUGCGACCCUUACUGUUCUGCUACUGUGUACCUCCACGGAGCCUUUUCAGCGUCUCUGCGCCUGUGCCGGCCGUCGGGAUAUGUGAAAGGCUUUGUGACGGCUUCUGUCAAAAAAAAAAAAAAUAAUCAAAUUGGAUUGUCCUUAUCUCUUGUUUAGCCUUUGGUUGUGUGUUGUUUGCAGGAUCAUGUAAAUGAUUGUUUUUAUUGUCCUUUUUUUUCUCUUCCCCUCCAUCUUUGCAUUUGGGCCUCAGAGAACUUGAGAAAUGUGGCCCGCGCCGGCCGGGCAUCUUAUUGUCUUGUGUCAGGAGGGCUCUUUCUCGACCCACUGUGUGAACGAACGUGUUCUUUUUAUUUCUUGACAAUUGAGAUGGGAUGGAUUUUAACCUGUGGAAAAAAAAAGACAACCAAAUAAAUGUAACUUUUGAACA
Syngnathus typhle (broad-nosed pipefish) is the source of this 6546-nucleotide messenger RNA. Its product is annotated as mitogen-activated protein kinase kinase kinase 11. Lineage: Eukaryota; Metazoa; Chordata; Actinopteri; Syngnathiformes; Syngnathidae. Gene Ontology annotation, molecular function: protein binding; ATP binding; JUN kinase kinase kinase activity. Gene Ontology annotation, cellular component: centrosome. The transcript is spliced from 11 exons. Gene Ontology annotation, biological process: microtubule-based process; protein phosphorylation; positive regulation of apoptotic process. The record is from RefSeq and is a predicted model, not a curated record. The coding region runs from base 1796 to 4903 and encodes 1035 amino acids.